AAGGAGGCAAGAUGGGGACGCGUUUGGAGGUUUUACGUGUGUUUAAAAGCCUGCACAGAACCAGGACAGCUGUGUUUAAAGAUGAUCACAGAGCACUAACUGCUGCAAGAUUAAAGAUCAACGAGGAGUUCCGAAAAAACAAAAAUGAAACAGCAGAGGAUAAUAUUAAGAAGAUGAUCCAAAUGAGCACAAGUGUGGAAACUGUUCUGAGACAGUCUGUGUUGCAAGUGGAGCAUGUAGGCGAAAAUGAGCUCUUGCUUCGGCCCAGAGAGAGUCUCCUUCUAGAAAAUGUGCCCUACUGUGACCAGCCCAGGAAAAAGUCAUGACAGACCAUCUGAUUUCAUCAAAAAAAAGACUGUCAUCCAUUACCAUCCACCUGCAAUUAAAUGAUCUACCCAAAAACAACAUUUGAGUUGAUCUGGGCCUCCUGAACAAAGAUCACGGCUACAAGGGAAAUGCCUGUUUUUCAUUCACUGAAGAUCUCAUCUGUUGUGCUUUAUGAAAUCUGUGUUGUAAACUGGAUGCCAUAAUUUCAUGUACAGUGUCUCAUUAAAUGUAAUUUAAAUGUGUUUCCUAUAUUUGGAGGUUUUCUGCAAACUUUUUCAGUAACUUAUGAUUCAACUGAACUAAGAGGGAAAAUGUUGCUGUCAUUGUAUUCUGAUUAAAGAUGAAUGUUUCCAGAGUGGCCCAGGGUUAAUUUCUUGUUCAGACCACUUAACAUCGAGAAGAAGAAG
Messenger RNA from Scomber scombrus (Atlantic mackerel), 734 nucleotides. RefSeq names its product LYR motif containing 7 (gene lyrm7). The transcript is spliced from 5 exons. NCBI's taxonomy places the organism in Eukaryota, Metazoa, Chordata, Actinopteri, Scombriformes, Scombridae. The coding region runs from base 12 to 326 and encodes 104 amino acids. Gene Ontology annotation, biological process: mitochondrial respiratory chain complex III assembly. The record is from RefSeq and is a predicted model, not a curated record.